Molecule: messenger RNA, 2234 nt
Organism: Solea solea (common sole)
Lineage: Eukaryota; Metazoa; Chordata; Actinopteri; Pleuronectiformes; Soleidae
Gene: syt6a
Product: synaptotagmin VIa
Exons: 7
Coding region: 27-1649 (540 amino acids)
Biological process (GO): regulation of calcium ion-dependent exocytosis; regulation of dopamine secretion; cellular response to calcium ion
Cellular component (GO): membrane
Molecular function (GO): calcium-dependent phospholipid binding; syntaxin binding; clathrin binding
Source: RefSeq, a predicted model, not a curated record
AUGCGGCUGAGGAUGCAGCUGGGAGCAUGAGUUCUGACCGAGAGGAGUAUGACAUGGUCUGUCAGAGAGCUGUGACCCUAAUUGUUGACCUCUGCCUGCACAACAGCACACUGUUGGAUCAGGACACCUGUGAGGAUUUCCUCUUCCUGUUGUCCAGCCAAGGCUUUGUCCAUAAGGAAAAGAACGCUACUUUUGGCCUCCUGCUUGGUGUGUUUGUGGUCUGUGGCCUGGCUCUGGUGGGCCUCCUUGCAUUCAUCUCCUGGAAGCUGUGCUGGGUGCCUUGGCGGACUAAGGCCCAUUUCCCCAGUCCAUCCCUCACCCCAGCCUGUGGCCCAGAGCACUGCCCGCUCCCGUCGCCCCUCCCACUGCCCAGUCCCCAGCAUACGCCAGUCACCAUGGCGACAGAGAAGGUGAAGGACCCCAUGGGCUCGAUGGGCUUCCUGGAGGCAGCAGUGAAGAUAAGCCAUACAUCUCCUGACAUCCCCACUGAUGUGCAGCUCUCCAUGAGGGAGCACUUCCUGCGCCGCACACAACGCAUGCAGAGACAAACCACUGAGCCAGCUUCCUCCACUCGGCACAAUUCAUUUAAAAGGCACCUGCCCAGGCAGAUGCAGGUAAGCAGUCUUGACCUGGGAAAUGACUACAUGGUAGACAAAGACGAAAAGCCCACCAGCAUUGGUCGCAUCCAGCCAGAGCUCUACCAACAGAAGACCCUGGAAUCGGACGAUUCAUCCAAGAACGACAGCAAAAACUGUGGCAGGAUUAACUUCUCUCUCAAGUACGACUACGAAAACGAGGCCCUCUUGGUCAACAUCCUCAAGGCUCUAGAUCUGCCCGCCAAAGACUUAUGCGGCACGUCUGACCCAUACGUGAAGGUCUACCUGCUGCCCGACCGCAAGAAGUUCCAGACUCGCGUCCACCGGAAGACUCUCAACCCUACAUUCAGCGAGAGCUUCCAGUUCCCCGUGCCUUAUGACGAGCUGCCCGCCAGGAAGCUCCACAUGAGCGUCUUUGACUUUGACCGGUUUUCCCGGCACGAUAUGAUCGGAGAGGUGGUGCUCGACAACUUGUUUGAGACGUCAGACCUCUCCAGGGAGACGGACAUAUGGAGGGACAUCCAAUAUGCCACCAGUGAAAGUGUUGACCUUGGAGAGAUCAUGUUUUCACUUUGCUACCUGCCAACUGCAGGUAGACUCACACUUACUGUCAUCAAGUGCAGGAACCUCAAAGCCAUGGACAUCACCGGAUACUCAGAUCCUUAUGUCAAAGUGUCCCUCAUAUGUGACGGGAGGCGUUUGAAAAAGAAGAAGACAAGUAUAAAAAAGAACACGCUGAAUCCAACCUACAAUGAGGCCAUCAUCUUUGACAUCCCACCAGAUAGUAUGGAUCAUGUCAGCCUGCACAUCUCUGUCAUGGAUUACGAUCUGGUAGGUCAUAAUGAGAUCAUUGGUGUGAUGAGGGUUGGAUGCCAUGCUGACGGACUUGGCAGGGAUCACUGGAACGAAAUGCUGGCGUAUCCACGCAAGCCCAUUGCACACUGGCACCCCCUGCUGGAGUCUAAGAAAUCUGAGAAGGAGUGGAAGGCGAGGACAGCCAGCUUUGACAGCCAAGGCUCCUGCCCCUCACCCCGGCCCCCUGCCAGUCCCUGAGCAGAGCCACCUGCGACCCAGAAGCCCAGAAGGGGGUUUCCUCCCUCCUGCUGAUCCACUUCCUGUCUGUCUGAUUGAAGAGAAACCCAACCCUACUGUCUCUCUAUCUUUCUAUAUCCUCCCCGUCCUCAAGUCUAGUCCUGAGAGAACCAAGAACCAAUCUAGGACCACCACCAGUCCGCUAGUUGUGUGAAGCGCAUCGUCUUUUCAGGUUAAAGUUUUAGACUCUCCGAUUUGAAAUGUGGACAGUGUGAUGAUCCAGAGCCGCCCCUUGUUGUCCUCAGAGGAGACCGGCUGGACAAAUAUUUAAUGUUGGGUUGUCCAGGCCGAGGCAAACAGAUAUCUUUUUCCUGACAGGAGACUGCAGCUGUGUGCUACAGAGACUCUUUGAUGUGGUGGGGGGAAAAAAUAACUGAAAGCAGCAGAAGUUUCACAUGGGGAAGUGGAGGACAUGUUGGAAGUUGAAAAAGAGAAGAGAAUCUGAAGAAAUCUGCAGCUCUCGUUGAAUUUUACAGCGGUGUGUUUGUAUAAAACAACACUGAACAAUACUUUGGCAUUUUGAAAACUAUUAGAUGUAAAAAAAAA